AUGGAGUCUCACAAUGGAGAUGCUGAUGACUUGCCUCCACCACCUCCUUUGGCUGCUGGUGUUGAGCCACUUAAAGCUGAUGAAACAAAGGCGCCAUUGAAACUUAGGAGUCCGGUCCAGAGGAAUGGCUUUGGCAGAAAGGGGCAGCAGAUAAAACUGAUAACAAAUCACUUCAAAGUUUCUCUCAUGAAUGCUGCAGAUUAUUUCUAUCACUAUUACGUCAAUCUGAAGUAUGAAGAUGAUACACCGGUUGAUCGCAAAGGGUCGGGAAGAAAAGUGAUUGAAAAACUGCAGCAAACUUAUGCUGCUGAACUUGCAAAUAAAGAUUUUGCAUAUGAUGGUGAGAAGAGCCUGUUCACAAUUGGUGCUCUUCCUCAAGUUAAAAACGAGUUCACUGUCGUGGUGGAUGAUGUUUCAACUGGAAAGACUCCUGCAAAUGGCAGUCCAGGCAAUGACAGUCCUCCUGGAAGUGACAGGAAAAGGAUCAGAAGGCCUUAUAAUACAAAGACAUACAAGGUCGAACUCUCUUUUGCUGCAAAAAUUCCCAUGAGUGCAAUCUCACAGGCCUUGAGAGGUCAGGAAUCAGAGCACACUCAGGAAGCAAUUCGAGUGAUUGACAUUAUUCUGAGGCAGCACUCAGCUAAGCAGGGUUGCCUAUUAGUAAGGCAAUCAUUCUUCCACAACAAUCCUUCCAACUUUGUUGACCUGGGUGGUGGUGUAGUGGGCUGUAGAGGGUUUCAUUCUAGUUUUCGUGCAACCCAGAGUGGACUUUCACUCAAUAUCGAUGUGUCCACCACAAUGAUUGUGAAACCUGGUCCUGUCAUUGAUUUUCUGCUUGCCAAUCAGAAAGUUAGUGAUCCAAGCAUGAUUGAUUGGGCUAAGGCCAAGCGUGCACUGAAGAACUUACGGAUAAAAACAAGUCCAGCGAACCAAGAGCAGAAGAUUGUUGGUCUCAGCGACAGACCUUGCCGUGAGCAAUUAUUCACACUGAAACAUAAAAAUGGCAAUGGUGACUCUGAAGAGAUCACUGUUUUUGAUUACUUCAUAAAGAACCGUGGCAUAGAGCUGCAAUACUCUGGUGAUCUUCCUUGUAUCAAUGUGGGAAAACCAAAGCGGCCAACAUAUUUUCCAGUUGAGUUAUGCAGUCUUCUGCCUUUACAAAGAUACACUAAAGCUUUGAGCACACUACAGAGGUCGUCACUUGUUGAGAAAUCUAGGCAGAAACCACAAGAAAGGAUGUCUGUUUUGUCUGAUGUACUGCAAAGAAGCAACUAUGAUGCAGAGCCCAUGCUGAAGGCAUGCGGGAUUACAAUUUCUAGAAGUUUCACAGAAGUUGAUGGUAGGGUACUGCAGCCCCCCAAGCUUAAAGCUGGGAAUGGAGAAGACAUUUUUACACGCAAUGGUAGAUGGAACUUCAACAAUAAGAGGCUCAUUAGAGCUAGCAGUGUCGAGAAAUGGGCAGUGGUCAACUUUUCUGCACGAUGCAAUGUUAGGGAUCUUGUCCGUGAUCUCAUCAAGUGUGGAGGCAUGAAGGGGAUUAUGGUUGAAGCACCUUUCGAUGUAUUUGAUGAGAAUCCUUCAAUGAGACGGUCACCUGCUGUAAGAAGGGUUGAAGACAUGUUUGAACAAGUGAAAACUAAGCUUCCUGGAGCACCCAAGUUUCUUUUGUGUGUUCUAGCUGAAAGGAAGAAUUCUGAUAUUUAUGGGCCUUGGAAGAAGAAAUGCCUUGCUGAAUUUGGGAUCGUAACACAGUGCGUGGCACCAACUAGAGUCAAUGAUCAGUAUCUUACAAAUGUCCUACUAAAGAUAAAUGCAAAGUUGGGUGGCAUGAAUUCGUUGCUCCAAAUUGAGACAUCCCCAGCAAUUCCUCUCGUAUCCAAGGCCCCAACUAUAAUCUUGGGAAUGGAUGUAUCCCACGGCUCUCCUGGACAUUCUGAUGUACCGUCCAUUGCUGCUGUUGUUAGUUCUCGUGAAUGGCCUCUUAUCUCGAAAUACAGAGCUUCUGUCCGCACCCAAUCACCUAAAAUGGAAAUGAUUGACUCAUUGUUUAAGCCACGGGAAACUGAAGAUGAUGGUCUGAUCCGGGAGUGUCUGAUUGACUUCUACACCAGUUCUGGGAAGAGAAAGCCUGACCAAGUCAUCAUCUUCAGGGAUGGUGUUAGCGAAAGUCAGUUUAAUCAGGUGCUGAACAUUGAGUUGCUACAAAUCAUCGAGGCUUGCAAAUUUCUUGAUGAGAAAUGGAAUCCGAAGUUCACGUUGAUUAUUGCCCAGAAGAACCAUCACACUAAAUUUUUCAUUCCUGGAAAGCCAGAUAAUGUUCCACCUGGGACUGUUGUGGACAACAAAGUCUGCCAUCCAAGGAACUUUGACUUCUACAUGUGUUCACAUGCUGGAAUGAUCGGGACUACGAGGCCAACUCACUAUCACAUCCUGCAUGAUGAGAUAGGCUUCAACCCUGAUGACCUGCAGGAGCUGGUGCAUUCCCUUUCUUAUGUGUACCAAAGGAGCACAACAGCCAUAUCAGUUGUUGCUCCGGUCUACUACGCGCACCUCGCGGCUAAGCAGGUGCGGCAGUUCGUCAGGUUCGAUGACGCAUCAGAGACGGCGUCGUCGGCCAGUGGCGGCCAGGCGUCGUCAGCCAGUGGCGGCCAAGCGCCGCCUUUUCCGGAGCUGCCUCGGCUGCAUGAGAAUGUCGAGUCUUCCAUGUUCUUCUGCUGA
Messenger RNA from Miscanthus lutarioriparius, 2718 nucleotides. NCBI's taxonomy places the organism in Eukaryota, Viridiplantae, Streptophyta, Magnoliopsida, Poales, Poaceae. The record is from the annotation of a GenBank genome assembly.